This is a messenger RNA of Ananas comosus (pineapple), 1750 nucleotides long. RefSeq names its product type 2 DNA topoisomerase 6 subunit B-like. The record is from RefSeq and is a predicted model, not a curated record. Gene Ontology annotation, cellular component: condensed chromosome. The transcript has 13 exons. Gene Ontology annotation, biological process: meiotic DNA double-strand break formation; reciprocal meiotic recombination. Gene Ontology annotation, molecular function: protein-macromolecule adaptor activity. Lineage: Eukaryota; Viridiplantae; Streptophyta; Magnoliopsida; Poales; Bromeliaceae. Bases 46 to 1509 code for a protein of 487 amino acids.
CAUUCCACAUCUCUCUCUCUCUCUCUCUCUCUCUCUCUCUCUCUCAUGGAGAACUCGAAUCUCCGUAGAUUAUUCCCAAUCUUGAUACACUCAUCGAUCCAAAGAUGCCGCAUCUCGGAAUCGCUCUGCCGAUUAUCGGUUUCGCUCAAAUGUUUCCGCGAUUCAAAUCCCCCAUCGAUGCGAAUCUCGAUUUCGGACACUGGAAUUGGGAGUAGCUUGGUGGAGUUUCAGGAAUUGGUGGGCUCUGAGAUGAUACCUCUUUCCACUACAAAAUGGGUUUAUCAUGCACUCCUCUCUUUUGUUGCAGAUGGAUUGCUGUUAAUCACUACUACUGGAAUACAGGACAAAGAUAUCCAUCACUACCACUUAAAUACAAGAGAAGCACUUUCUUCAAAAAAGAGGCUUACCAAGUUACCUCCCACAAAGAAAUCUCACGGAAUAUUCAGUGGAACUGAAGUGUGCCUUUCGAUGGCGGAAGAAGAGAAUAUUGAUGGUUCCAUUUUGUGGAUGGCUAGCUUUAUUCGAAAGAUGCUCAUACUAAAACCUCCUAACAUUGUAGUCGAGCUCAUAGUUGAGCAAGUCGACAACCUCGGAACAAGAAGCAACCGUCCUUUCCAAGGAACCAACGAUGUUCAUCUGCCUCUCUCAAUUCCGAGUAUUGAACGGCUAGCUUCUGGCCUUAAAGACUAUGCUCUCAUGCAUGGGAAUUCUCUUCAUAAAGAGUGCCAGGUUUGCUGUAGUAGUAGAGAACACUUAAAGGUUGGAAGGGGAGUGGCAAACAGCGCGGAUAAUAUAAGAGGCGAAGGAAAGACGGCCGAAGCAGUGAUAGUGAUCGCGGCUGUCGCAUCACAACCUUGCUGUUGGAUGGAUAAUUCUUCGGCCGCACAGGUUCUAUUUUUUCAAGAAUUCGCUCCAUCACCAAUCCCAGAACCGUCUAUAAACGCACUAGCGAGCGUCGAUUGGCAUAACUAUGGUUUGAAGUUGAAGGACAAACAUGUGGAUGCAGAUGGAGAACUAGUGCUUGAAUGGGAGAAAAAGUCAUUAUUUGCUCGCAUGGAUAUUGGCAUCCACAGUUACCAUAGAAGUGCGAGGCUAACACGGAAGAGAUCUCCACCUGACAGAAACCUUGUUAAGAGGGCGGUUAAGGCUGCAUUGGAUGACUUGAAGGCAAAUCACACUGGACUGUUCCUCAGUUCUCAGGCCGUGAAGAUUCGAGAGUACGCUCCUGAGCUCUCGAGAUCGAUCGCCGGCCUGAUCAUGUCGUCGAACGAUUCAGAAUUCCGAGGCGAGUGUGCCGCUCUUCUCGGGCUUCCCGCAGGUAACUCCAAUAACGCCGAGGAGAUGAUUGAAUCUUGCAUACGCGACAAGAUUAUCAAGAUCAUCGGACUGAACGAUAAGAAGCAGCCCAAAGAGAACAGGGACAACGCGCCCUGCCUCUUCGAAUGCGAGAACUCAAGCGAACUCGAAGAAGAUGAGUGCUUUGGAGAGGACCAAAUGCUGGACUUCUGAGUUAACAUAUUUGGUUGUUAACAGAUUACAAAAAGCGCGGCUUAGAUAGCCAAGACUCAUUACCAGAGCUCGAAAGAGAACGCACGGCCAAACGAUGGGCUCUACUUAGUUUGAACAUCGGGUAACUUCUCCAACCAUCCCUUUAUAUCUUCUACAUUAUUAUUUGACAUGAUUUGACUCUCUCACCUAUUUUUGGGUAUUCGUGUUGAUGGAGCAUUCAUGUUUCAAUAGCCUUUAAGGU